CUAAAGCAGACUUUGAGAAGAAGCUGUCAAACUCUAUUCGGUGUAUUUGUCAGAAGAGGUGACAAGAACAGAAAAAACAUGAAGCAAAGCUAUGAAGAAAUCUUUUAAUAACAGAACCAAGGAGUCUAACACUGAAAAAUCAAGCAUUUUAUCAGAUUCCUGUAUUUUCUCAAAGGAGACAGUAAACAUAAACCCCAAACCUUUCUCGUGUUCUGAAUGUGGAAAAUGUUUUUCCACCAAUGCAGUGCUUGUCCGUCACCAGAGAACUCACACAGGAGAGAAACCGUUCUCAUGUAUUGAAUGUGGAAAAUGUUUUGCCACUAAAUCAAAUCUUGUUUGUCAUAAGAUAACUCACACAGGAGAGAAACCGUUCUCAUGUUCUGAAUGUGGAAAAUGUUUUGCUACUAAAGCAAAUCUUGUUUGUCAUAAGAGAACUCACACAGGAGAGAAAACGUUCUCAUGUAUUGAAUGUGGAAAAUGUUUUGCCACUAAAGCAAGUCUUGUUUGUCAUCAGAGAACUCACACAGGAGAGAAACCGUUCUCAUGUUCUGAAUGUGGAAAAUGUUUUGUCAAUAAAGCAGAUCUUGUCCGUCAUCAGAGAACUCACACAGGAGAGAAACCAUUCUCAUGUUCUGAAUGUGGAAAAUGUUUUAGUCAACAUGGAAGUCUUGUUAUACAUCUGAAAACUCACACAGGAGAGAAACCUUUUUUGUGUGCUGAAUGUGUAAAAUGUUUUUCCACCAAUGCUGAGCUUAUCCGUCAUCAUAGAACUCACACAGGAGAGAAACUGUUCUCAUGUCCUGAAUGUGGAAAAUGUUUUAGUCAACGUGGAAAGCUUGUUGCACAUCUGAAAACUCACACAGGCGAGAAACCAUUCUCGUGUUCAGAAUGUGAAAAAUUAUUUUCUUUUAAACAUCAUCUUGUUACACAUCAGAGAACUCACACAGGGGAGAAACCGUUCUCAUGUUCUGAAUGUGGAAAAUGUUUUAGUCAACAUGGAAGUCUUUUUACACAUCUGAAAACUCACACAGGAGAGAAACCGUUCUCAUGUUCUGAAUGUGGAAAAAGAUUUGGGAGACAUUCAGAACUUGUCCGUCAUCAGAGAACUCACACAGGA
Messenger RNA from Pelobates fuscus (common spadefoot toad), 1117 nucleotides. Its product is annotated as gastrula zinc finger protein XlCGF17.1-like. Lineage: Eukaryota; Metazoa; Chordata; Amphibia; Anura; Pelobatidae. Gene Ontology annotation, molecular function: DNA-binding transcription factor activity, RNA polymerase II-specific; RNA polymerase II cis-regulatory region sequence-specific DNA binding. Gene Ontology annotation, biological process: regulation of transcription by RNA polymerase II. The annotation marks the transcript as partial. The record is from RefSeq and is a predicted model, not a curated record. The transcript has 2 exons.